Messenger RNA from Lolium rigidum, 3911 nucleotides. RefSeq lists its product as uncharacterized. The transcript has 12 exons. The record is from RefSeq and is a predicted model, not a curated record. Lineage: Eukaryota; Viridiplantae; Streptophyta; Magnoliopsida; Poales; Poaceae. Bases 657 to 1289 code for a protein of 210 amino acids.
GCGGGAGGAGCACUCCGCCGGCGCCUGCUGCCGGGAUGACCCCGCCAUCGCCAUGCUGCACGCCCUCCCUCACCACGCACGCCCUGCCCCGGGACGUCGCCGUAAGUCCAGGCUGCAGUUAUGCGUUGAUGAAGGAGAGCAUGAAUGCCCACAUAAGUGUUUGGGAGUAUUAAUUCUUCUGACCUUGAAGAAGCAUCAAGACAACAAUGUCACAAGCAGCUCCGAGACAACAUCGCAUUCCUCGGCGGGCCACCACACCCAUGCCCUUCGUCGGCGCAGCAUGGGUUCUGCUCCUUCUCCCCGGCCAACUCUGGUCGCCGUCCGAGCUCUAGCCGGAGGAGGAGUCCCGGAUAAAUCCGUGGAGAUAGCUCACUCAGUAGUACGCCAGGCGCUCAAACACAUGCCCUCAGCGACGUUGUCAUCAGGUCUCAUAUAUCUAAGAUAUACAUGUCUAAUAGUCUACUAGGAAGCAUGGCAGCCUGCCAACAUGUGGUGGUGACGUAGCACAAGUGACCGGCUGGACCAUGCUCCACCGGCUGCCACCCAUGCGUAGGUGCACGAGGGAGUUGAAGCCUGAGAUAGAGAGGUUUAGAGGGAGGAGAUGAGCGGCUGGCGACCACGUACAACUGCACUCUGGCCCGCGUCACCACCUCGCCAUGCACCCUCCUGCUCGGGCCUCCCCGCCGCCCAGACCAACAAGAUGCGACAGUGCUGCCCGUACCCUUCUCCCUGGUCAGUUCCAUCGCUGGCGCCUGCUGCGGGGUGAGGCUGCCAUGCUGCACGCCCUGCUCCAGGACAUUGCCGUACCUCCAGGCUCCAGUUAUGUGUUGAUGAAGGAGAGCAUGCAUGCCCAGAUAGUUGUUUUGGAGCAUUCUCCCCAGCCAACUCUGGUCGCCAUCCGAGCUCUAAGAGGAGGAGUCCUGGAUAAAUCGGUGGAGAUAGCUCACGCAGAAGUGCGCCGGCCGCUCAAACACAUGCCCUCAGCGUCGUCAUCGUCAGGUGCAACGCUGAGACAAAGGCAGCCAUGUCGAUGCUCAUCUGCAAUGGGUGUUAGAGCCUCUUUACGUACAACCACAGUGCCACUGGAACUGUCUCAACUCCACAAGAGCAGUGAGGAGCGACGACAGGGAGGAAAUGGGCGCGACCGAGCAGGAGGUCAAGAUGGCUUCCCCAAUGUCCAUCGAGGCGGCCUCGGCGCUGCCCUUCAGGAGAUUGUCAACCUCGCCACCCAAAGUUGGAGAGGAUCAAAGGCUGAGUGGACACCCCACAGUCACAUAGAGGCGACAUAGGAGCUGUGGUACAUGUGUUGAGGCCCUUCCUCGGUCGUUUGACUUGGCCAAGGUGCUGAGGACCGAGGUCCAUGCUGAUGGCCUCUUAGAGCUUCUUUGCUGCCUGCCACUAGACACCGGGAGAAAGAUGGUGGUGGCCGCAGGGAGCAUGGGAGCUAUGGUGGCAGCUGGACGCUAGGAGCUGUCCGAGGUGGUCGAUGCCAAGGAAGAGAAUGGCGGCACAUGAAAAGAAAGGACAUGAUUUUGUCGAAAAGGGCGUCCCUAUUUUCAUCACCUGCUGGUACAAUGCGUGAGGGAAUGACUUGAUCUGGCUGUCCGAUUUGUCUCCUUGUCUCAACAGCAUGCUCUGCUUCAGCUCGCAGGCGACAUAUAGGAGCUGUGGUACAUGUGUUAAGGCCCUUCCUCGGUCGUUUGACUCGGCCAAGGCGAUGAGGACCGAGUUCCAGGGUGAUGCCCUCUUGGAGCUUCUUUGCUGCCUGCCACUUGACACCAGGAGAAAGAUGGUGGCGGCAGCAGGGAGCAUGGGAGCUAUGGUUGCAGCUGGACUCUAGGAGCUGUCCGAUGUGGUCCACGCCAAGGAAGAGAAUGGCGGCACACAAAAAGAAAGGACAUGAAUUUUCCGAAAAGGGCGUCCUAUGGUCAUCGCCUUCUGGUACAAUGCGUGAGGGAAUGACUCAAGCUGGCUGUCUGAUUUGUCUCCUUCCUUGCCUUAACAUCGUGCUUUGCUUCAGGUUGCAGGUUAUGACCUCCCUUCUUACUUCUCACUUCUGGCUGGUUUGCUUUGGUUGGUACAACAAACCGGACGUGUUUGUGGAAGUGCUUAUCAGAGAUGAAAUAUUUGUUUAUGCCUAGCCUUUGUUUCCUUUCUAGGGAUGCAUUCUUAUGCUAGCUGAGAUGCAUAUGGUUUUCCUUUUAGACUAGUGCAUUCUUAUAUAGCUUUGUGAUGUUCAAUUUUGAUGCUGCCAUUUUAAAAUUGAUUGUGGGAUUUCUAAGCAGUUGGGUAUGUACCUGGAGACAUUCAUUUGGUUGUGAAUAUCACUGUAUAGUUAGAUCAGGCCUAAUAAGUAAACCAAUAAGAAGAGAAUGUAGUUUGUGAUUAAAGGUUUCUUAAUAGUCUCUGCAAUCAAUCGUUUAUCUCCUGAUGUAGGAGUACUAGUAGCAGUAGUACCUAACAGUGCAUCUUGUUUUGUUUUAUGUAUUACUAUUCGUAGACCACACCAGGGAGGCCAUCGGUUGCUUCUCUGGAUCUUUCUAUGAAGAAUGGUCAUCAUCAUGUUUUUCUAUUUGGUUGAGUUUAGAUAUGUGGCAUAUGUCAUUUUCUUCUGAUAAAUAUGCCCACAAAUUAGCCCAUGAUGUCCAGCUUUAUUGAAGAAUUGCAGUUUUUAAUAUUUGGGUUACAAAUUUUAAUUGAGAUCCAAAUUUAGAAUAACCGUAGUUACCAUUAAUGAGUAUCACUUCUGAUGGGGUCUUGCUACUCGUGCCCACCGGCGUUGAUGUCGGCAACCUGCUCUGCCUGACCCCCUUCUCCAGAUGCUCAAGGUAUUCCCUAUUCCACUGAAAAAUCGGUUCUUUCUUGUCGCAUGUUGGGCAGAUGUUACAGGUUGCAGUGUUGUAGCUCAGUUCUGGGAGGAAGAUGAUGGUCUGUUUGUAACAUUGAAACACCACCAUGAUUUUUUUUUGUGUCUUCUAGUAGUUGUCAUCAUAUGAAUUCCUUGACAUGAUGUUUGCUAAGAAUAUGACGAGCAAUAUCUGUCUCCUGUGGGAUCGUGUUAUUUGAGCAACUCAUAUUUCUGUGUUGGUACAGUCCAAAAAUGAUACAUGAAAACAGAGCUAGGCAGGUUUGUUUGUAGCAUCUUGGCAUCAAUCAUACCUAUUACUUUUUGUCAGUUCUGUAGAUUAGAUCAGGACAAGUUCAUUGUUCUCCAACGUUAUCCAGUUCUUGAUCAAGCUUCUGAAACCCAUCACAUAUAUUAACACCUGAGCUGAUAGCUAUGAUAUUUUUUGUGUAAUAUAUAACUUCCUCAAAGCUGGUACCUGCACUGCUUGUUUUAACGCUUCAUAUGACUUCCUUUAUUUUCACCUCGGAUGUUCUAAAUUACAACUAUAUUUCUACUCAUUUGCAUGAUAAUUGGCUGAUAUGGAUUGCAAGUGAUAUUCUUCUCGUCUUUUUUUCUUUUGCUACUAUCCUGCUAUUUUCAGUUUACCAUCUUUGCUUAUGCUUAUCCAGUUGCCUCAUGUGAAGGUGAAUCUUUUAUUUGGUAGUGUUGUCGUGCAGGUGACAAGGUGAGCUUGUUCAACUGGUGGCAGUCAGAGGCGACGGAGCAGCGCGUAUGUUGUUGUUCUCCCCAUGAAGAUAUGAUGUGGAUCUGGACACUUGAACCGGCCAGCGGGACAUGCUUUUAUUUGUGAUGUUGCAGUGGAUUAAGUUCUAGUUAGCUAUGCUGGCCUGGAGCAUCUUCAACAGUCUGGAGUAUUUUACCAUUGUGGUGUAUAAUGUUUUUGCUGAAAGGUUUGUAACAAAUAGGUUUUGUUGUGUGAUGUUUGCCUUGUCGAGACAUGCGAUGGCUUAUUAUUGAUGUCCUUAAUACAAACAGUUUGGCAUUAGCUAGCUUAUUGAUGUCG